This is a messenger RNA of Lucilia sericata (common green bottle fly), 9579 nucleotides long. It is a transcript of the gene Apc2, whose product is annotated as adenomatous polyposis coli protein. NCBI's taxonomy places the organism in Eukaryota, Metazoa, Arthropoda, Insecta, Diptera, Calliphoridae. Gene Ontology annotation, biological process: negative regulation of canonical Wnt signaling pathway; pattern specification process; positive regulation of protein catabolic process. The coding region runs from base 699 to 9443 and encodes 2914 amino acids. Gene Ontology annotation, cellular component: catenin complex; beta-catenin destruction complex; cytoplasmic microtubule. The record is from RefSeq and is a predicted model, not a curated record. The transcript has 4 exons. Gene Ontology annotation, molecular function: gamma-catenin binding; beta-catenin binding; microtubule binding.
UUUUAGUAAACAUCCAUUUAGCGGAAAGAAAUAAGCGAAAAAAGUUGUUAACAGUGUCGUAUUGGAAUUACAGUGCCAUACAUACAUACUAACAUACAUGUCUGACUGUUGUGUACACAGCGCCGCAGUGAACGAAGAAAGGAAAAAAGUAAUUCUUUUUUUUAUCAGAAUAAAAUCAAAAAUUUAACAAAACUAUCAAAAAAAUUACGUGUAAUCACUCAAAUUAGAAAUAUUGGUCACCUAAGAAGUAAAAUAAUAAUGUGUGAAUAAUAUUUUUUACUGAUAAAACGAAAAUCAUAAUGUUCCCUAAAGGGGUACAAUCUGUGGCUAAGUGAAAGAAAUACGAAAAAAAUAAGUAGCAACUUAAUUGUUUAUUGUUUUAAGGGAGGGGUGGUAUAUUGGGGAAAAAAAUGUUUAACAUUAACAGCUCAACACAGUAUAUUGUUUCAAGUGUUUCACUAAAUAAACAAUAAAUAUUUUAUAACAAUAAAAGAAAUAUAAUUAAGAACGUAUUUGUACUUCCAAACUGCAAAGGAAGACGAUUUUUAAUAAAGACCUACGCAGCUUAACAAAUUUAAGGAUCUCAAUAAAUAUGAAUUUUUAAAGUCUUAAAAACACCGUUCUUCAUAAACUACAUACGGGUUUUAUAAAAGUGGCCCAGCAUUUACUUACUGGAAACAUAAACACAGCUUAUAACCAUGUAUAGAAUAACAGAAGGAGAACGCAAUCAGUCGCAGGCUACAACACCAGAUUUAGAUGAUUCGAUAAGUUUUUCCGAUGAUGUAAAUCCUGAUGUAGACGUUGAUGUCGAAUCUGUUGCCACUAAAAAACCACACUUCUUAGACUAUGAUGCUGUCCCACCGCCAGAUUUUGUGGAGCAUUUCGAUAGGGCCAUGAAUUUUGGCAAUGUUGCAACAAGCUCAACAACAACAAUAGCCACAGCAAAUAAUGUGAUGAGCAGUAAUGGAGGUGGUGGCAGUGGUGAACAGCUUAAAUUGGAUAAAAAAUACGAAAGAGAUGGUGAAAUAAGUGAUUAUGAAUUGGCAGCUAGUGGUUAUACCAAAAAGGAAUUUACCCAAGAUGACAAUACUUUGAACAUAACAACGGCUUUGUCGGCAAAUGCUGUUAAGCCGAGAAAACAUUUCUUAGACGAGAAUCCCAUACCGCCCGACUACAUGUUAAAUGAUCAUCAAAUGCGUGAGCAUCGCAGUUUGGAUCGUAACUUUGAAAGACAUAAUGAACAGAAAUCAGCUUUGGAUUUACAUGCAAAUUUGCCAGGUUUUCGUUCAUCGCGAGAACGUUUUAAGGAUAUACCAGCUAUAAGUCGUUUGCCCAAAGGUGCCGCUUGGACCCAAAGUUUUGAUAGUCGUUAUGAUAGUAAUUUAUCGGCAGAUAAACUAGAUGAUUUUGGCCCUAAAGUCGAAUGUGUUUAUUCGUUACUUUCGAUGCUGGGUUCGAAUGAUCCCUUAGAAAUGUCCAAAAAGUUUCAUGAACUAUCAAAAACUCCUGAGACAUGCAACACAUUGAGGAGAUCAGGCUGUAUACCUUUGCUUGUGCAAAUGAUACAUGCAGAAGGUGGGCCGGAUGAACAAAGAAAGUGGGCUGGUAUGGCUCUGCAUAAUGUGGUGCAUACCCACCCUGAUGAGAAAUCAGGACGUCGUGAGGCCAAGGUAUUAAGAUUAUUGGAUCAAAUUAUGGACUAUUGCAAUUUUUUGCGUACUCUACUGCAAAGUGGUGGCGAGGCAAUAGCCGAUGACGCUGACCGUCAUCCCUUGGCUGCCAUGUCCUCCUUAAUGAAAGUUAGUUUCGAUGAGGAACAUCGUCAUGCUAUGUGUGAAUUGGGUGCCUUACAGGCUAUACCCAGUUUGGUACAUUUGGAUCAUGCUGUGCAUGGUCCAAAACCCGAAAAUCAAUGCUGCAAUUCUCUGCGUAGAUUUGCUUUAAUGGCUUUGACUAAUCUUACCUUUGGCGAUGAAAACAAUAAGGCUUUACUUUGCAGCCAGAAACUAUUCAUGGAGGCGCUGGUCGCUCAAUUAGAUUCCGCUCCCGAUGAUUUGCUUCAAGUAACUGCCAGUGUUUUGCGCAACUUGUCCUGGAGAGCCGAUGCUCAAAUGAAAGCUGUUCUAAAUGAAAUUGGCACUGUUACGGCUUUGGCUAAGGCAGCUAUGAAAAAUAAAUGCGAAAAUACUCUCAAAGCUAUACUGUCAGCUCUGUGGAAUUUGUCGGCCCAUUGCAGCACCAACAAGGCAGAAUUUUGUGCUGUUGAAGGUGCUCUCUCCUUCAUUGUUCGUAUGUUGACGUAUGAAGGUCCCAGCAAGACUUUGAAAAUUAUAGAAAACGCUGGUGGUAUUCUGAGGAAUGUUUCCAGCCACAUAGCCGUUAGAGAAGAUUAUCGCCAAAUCCUAAGGGAGCACAAUUGCUUGUCUAUAUUAUUGCAACAAUUGAAAUCGGAAAGUCUAACGGUGGUUAGUAAUUCAUGUGGCACUUUAUGGAACUUAUCAGCACGUUGUCCGGAAGAUCAACGCUUUCUCUGGGACAAUGGUGCAGUGCCCAUGUUAAGAUCUCUAAUACAUUCAAAACAUGCCAUGAUUUCGGAGGGUAGUGCUUGUGCUUUGAAAAAUCUUUUGAACUUUCGACCCUCAUCGCAGAAUACUAAUCAUAUGGAUAAUAUAGCGAGAUCUUUAAAUUUGAAAAAGUUGCCCACACUCAAUGUGCGUAAACAGAAGGCUUUGGAGCAGGAACUUGGAGCAGCUUCAAAAUCGCACAGUGAAACUUGCGACAACCUGGACUCAAUAAAUCCCAAAGACAGGCCUACAUAUGAUGCAUCUGCGGCUAUGGGCUCAUCCAUACAACGACAUCGUUUUCCUUUACACAACGCUCUAGGUUCAGUGGUAGGAGGAGUUGUUGGUAGUAGCGCUACUGGACGACUAACACGUUCCGCUAUGCUAACAAAAAGCGAAAGCCGUGAUUCUGUAUUUUCUGCCAAAUCCGAUGGUGCAGUUUAUGAUCAUCUCAUGAGAUCGCACUCAGCUUCAGAUGCCAAUCGAAAAUUACAUCACAGUUCAAGGCCACAACCGCCAACAUCAUAUCCCUUAGAAGGAGACGUAGAGCCGGCCGAAGAACAACCCAUAGACUAUUCACAAAAAUACAAAGAACAUAUUACAAAACACAACGAUCAUGGAGAAGAUGAAGAAAAUUGUCCGGCCACCUACCAGGAAACUGAUUUAGAUCAGCCUACAGAUUUUAGUUUACGCUAUGCUGAAAAUCAGCUGGAAAGUGAUAUUGACUUAUCACCACCCGUGGGUAAUGAAACAUCGGGUAUUGUUACUGAUGCUCGCGUAAACUUGGCGGUGGCGGCGCAGCAGCAGUCUAAGCCCAGAACAGAUAAUAACGGCGAAGGUAAUGAAAUAUUGUUAAUACUAGAAGACAGUGUUAAAUGUUAUCAAACCGAGGACACUCCUUAUGUAAUAUCAAAUGCUGCUUCUGUAACAGAUUUGAGAUCUGUACCAGCUUCAACUAAAAUUGAAGAGAGUGAUUUGCCCUCAGGCUUGGAUAACUCAGAAGCAACCUCUACAAGUGGAGCAGCAAUGAUACCCACACGCAAGUUUAGUCGUGUGAAUCCACAUCAUCAGGCUACUCAACAUUCUAGUAAUCCAUAUGGAUCGGGUUCCUAUACUCCCGAGAAGCCGGUUAACUAUUGUGAAGAAGGUACACCAGGCUAUUUCAGUCGCUAUGAGUCAUUAAGUAGUCUUGAUGAAUCACCACCACAGGGAGAACACUCACAAAAAGAUCCACAAAGGUUGACUGGUAAGUGUGGAGAGAACAAUCUAAGUUCUCUUUCCAAAACCAGUAGUAGUGAUGCCGAUAAAUCAACUUCACCACCCGAACCACCACCUAUGGUCCAGACACCCCAAAUAAAUUCUGCUUUAGAAACACCUCUAAUGUUUUCACGACGCUCAUCCAUGGACUCUUUGGCUGAAGAAGACGUCGGACCAAUCGAUGAUAAAAGCUCAGUGGUUAGUGAUUUCAGUCGUUUGGCUAGUGGUGUAAUAUCACCCUCAGAAAUUCCCGAUUCUCCCACACAAAGUAUGCCACAAUCGCCUAGAAGAAAUUCGGGAUCAGGCGCAGCUUCCACCACAUGUUUUUCGACUGGUGUUUCACCCAACACACAGCGCAUACAAAAUCGCUCAGGGGAAAAUAGCAAAAGAUGUUUGCGAAGUGUAUUUGAGGAUGACCUCAGUACUUUUAAUGUAGAAAACACGCCAGCUCAGUUCUCCACUGCUACUAGUUUAAGUAAUUUGUCUAUUUUGGAUGAAGAAACUUCCAAUCAAUCACCACCUCAACAGCAGCAACCAACACUUCCGCCUACAACCAAUACAAUUUCCGAAGGUGAAGAGGAGGAGGAUGCUAAUGAGAAUAACGAUGAUUUACUAUUGGCUUCCUGUAUUAAUAUGGGCAUGAACAGGGCUGCCAUACCCUCAACAUAUUCACAAAAUACCGACACUAAUUCAUCGGUCAACCAUCCAACUGGUAUGACACACGAUGAGCCACGACAAUACUAUACCGAAGAUACUCCAGCUUUACUAUCGAAAGUUGGCAGUAAUACAAAUCUUUCGGCCAUUUCAAUAUGCUCCAGUAAUAAUGAUCCCAAAGAGGACACUGUCUACGAAGUAUUAGGCUGCUCCUCGGGCAAUACCACCCGUACUCACCACAACCAAUCCAUUAAUAGACGUUCUCUGAAUUUAUCGGAUGAUAUGUCUUCAAAUGCUUCAGAAAGUGGUGCAGGUGGUAUUGAUAUAUUACAACAAUGCAUACGCGAUGGCAUGCAAAAACCAUCGACCAAAGAAAAAGUUGAAUUGCCCACACACACCGUUUCCUCUAAUCUUAUGGAUCCCAUAGCCAUGUUGCGAAGAGGUGGUAAUAUAUUACCACCUUUUGUUCCUGUAAAUGAUGAAAUGAAUAAAUAUCGAGUUGAAGACAGUCCGUGCAAUUUUUCCGUCAUGUCUGGUCUAUCAAAUCUUACGGUGGGCUCUAGCCUCGUUGGACCAGCUGUAAUACUGCAAGGAGCAUCAAAUGCAACGUCUAACAAUAUUGAAAUGCCAGCUCCAAAUCAGAAAAAUAUUGCAGUGGCUGCAAUGCCGCCUGUUUUACAACGUGAAGAUAAGCCUCAAUUGCCAGCUGCACCUGUAGAGGAUGUUAGAAGGGAACCCCAAUGGCAUGAUGAUUCAUUGAGCUCUCUAUCAAUCGAAUCUGAAGAUGAUACAAACCUAUUAAGUCAGGCUAUUGCCGCUGGUUGCAAUAGACCAAAAUCGAAUUUAGGUUUUACAACCGCAUUAACAUCGACUGGUAAACAUACAACCACCUCGUUGUCAUCAUCUCAGCCAAUACCCAUAAACACAGCAACCUCAACAUCCUCUUUGACAUCCCAAGCUACAGCGCGCAAUUUCGAGAAGCAACAUCAACAUCAUCUUCAGCAUCAACAGAAUCUUGACAAACACAACUAUCGUGACCCACUACAGGCAGGAAACGAGUCAUAUAGCUCAGUGGAUUCGAGUGAUUCUAAUGAUAAUCAAUCGAAAUCAUUGUUCGAACUCUGUAUACUGACGGGCAUGCAUAAAAAUCGAGAUUCUAAUAUGGUCGGUUCCUCAGGUGGCAGUACAACGUCACGCAAACAUACCAGAAGCGUACAAUCACACCGUUUAAAGUCGGGCCACCCAGAACAUAAUACUACCCAAUCGAAUCCCAAUUUGAAACAGUUCGAUUCGUUGCCCAUGCAAGGCAAACAAUUAACACCGAAUCGUCAUGUCCGCGAGCGAGACCGAAGAGAUGAGAAACUUCUAAUGGAAUGCAUAAACACUGGAAUAAUGAAAAAGAUUGGAGAAUCGAAUAAGCAAACAUCACUACUGACCCGUGAAGCUUUAGUUUUACACAAUACACAGCCAAAAAACGGGCAGGCUACGUCUGCAGCUGCUCAAAUGGAAGAAGCAACUCACCCAACAAGUGCCAAAUACACCAACAACACUCACAAUUCCUCCAUUACAGCCAACACCAUCAUCACCACCACCAACAUCACCACCAUCACAGCAGCUCCAGACGUAGAGAAGAAAGACAACUACACCUUAGUCCCAGAGAAUUUGAACAAAAUUCAACAGCAACAUCAGCAGAACAACAUCAGCAACAUCACCACCAGUCUAGACGAAGACAUAAAAGAUCAAAAAAAUCACAACAUGUAUCAACAGCUGCAACGACAACAGCAACAACAACAGGAGGAGGGACAGAGUCAAACUCUUCAAGCAGACGUAAAUCUUCAAAAUCUCGAGAACGUUCCCGAGACAAUGAAAGGUAUUGGGUGUAAAUAUGACAUUGAAAAUUGCGAUUCGUUAGGCAACGACGGCAACACUACACAAAGCGACGAAUCGAAUCAAUCGUUUAUAAUGGAAACAACCGUUUCUCUGGAAGCCAAACAAGCUGAAUGCAUUAGUUCCUUAAAUAAUUGCACCGAGAAACAUAAAGAUCCCGAUUUAAUGCUCAAAUCGGUGGAACGCCUGACCUUGGAGUUCGUUUCGUCCGCCGAACAAUUAAGAACCAACAGCAAUGCCACCGGCAAUGGAACACAAUCUUUAAACUCUGAUUCUAGUGAAAAUCACAAGAAAAUUAAUUCAUAUCUUAAUGGGAAUUGUGGUGGAGGAACUAAUAAUUCUACCUCUAAUAACACCUGGAAUGAAGACACCUGUCCCAAUGACGUUAGUUUCCCUAGUGUUAGUGUAACUGCGCCCAAGGUAGCUUCGCUUAGUUACGAUGACGAUGAUGAGGAUCAAGCCACCACGGCCGAUUAUAAAGAAUUAAAUGAUUUUGCUGAAAACACUCCUAUAAACGAGGAGUUACCCGCUCCCGACAUGUCUUUAGAUUUCGAUAACAUAGGUCUACAACAGAAUGGCUUCUAUUUGGAUUCCUCACAACCAGCCUCUUUGGAUUGUCUCACAGAAACUGAAAAAACUUUGGUAAAUGGCGAGAGCAGAGUUGGCAAUUAUACUGUCAAAGAGAGUGUGGUAGAUGAGGAGAGCAAUGGCAGCAAUGGUUUGCAUUUCAAAUUGGGAGGCAUUGUCCAGACAGCUGCCACUACGCCAUCAUUGUUCUUCAAUGCGAAUGCCAUGACAAACUCUACUUUCAUAGCCCAAGAAGCCAGAAAACUGGCCGCUAAUCUGCAAACUUCCGAUUUAGAGGAAGAAGAGGAAUUGACCUUUAGUAUUACUAGUUUAGAUUUGGAUAACAUAAGACCGCCUUCAGGAAUGGAUUCUUUAAAUAUAUCGGGCUAUUAUCAAGAUUCCACACAACCGAAUUCACUACAACGAGUGGGCAAUUCACCACAUAGUCCACAAAUGUCGUUUAAAUCACCGAAAUUCCCCAGGAAAAAUUUGCCUGCUGGUUUAAUGGCACGAAGAGCUCUGGGACAUAUGCCUCCCCACCUGACCGGCAGCGUGGAAAGUAUAAAUUCCUCUUGCAAUCUUCUGCUGGACAAUAUUAAGCCACCCUCUUUAAUGGAUGAACUGUUAGAUUCAAUGAUAAGUGUAGCAAGCAUACAAUCGGAGAUAGCCGAUGACUGCAACAGUAUGGCCACCACUGUUACUGUUUCGAAUUAUGAAACUUGUGCUGGUGGUGAAGAUGGCGACACGGUCACUUUGCAAAGUUGCUGCGAUAAUUAUUUGCCCAAAGAUGAUGAUCACACAUUAAAUGAAGGUAACACCACACCGCUGCCCUCUGACUUUGAUUUCAGUUCGGCCGAAAGUACACCCAAAAAGUCAGCAGCCGCUUCUCCGGCCUCUGGCUACAAAAGAAAUCUAACACCAAAACAGAAAAGAAAAAUAAUUAAAGACCGCUUUAAAACCUAUACAAUUGAAGCGGACAUGAUUAUUAACGAAGAACUGCAAAAGAAAAUGGAAGAAGCGCAACAAGAUGAAACGCUAGCCAUUGAAAUAACCAACUUGGAAAGCGAUGAGCAGCAGCAGGAACUGGAAACUGAUGCUCAAAGCACCCCACGUAGCAGAAGAAGAUCUAGUCAAGAUCGUUACAAAACACAAACUAUAAUCUUUUCGGAUCUGCAAUUUAACCAACAAACACAAUUGAGUAGUUUAGAAUCGAAUAACGAUGGCCAGAUGAGUGAUAAUUCCUUUUCAUCCAUCAGAAAUAUGACACAAAAUUUCAAAUUUAUAACAACAGCUACAGCUGAAAUGAAUACUUUGCCCCAACAGGAGUGUGAAUCAACUAGUUUGGAAUAUGAUCAAAACUCUGAAACAGAAUCUUGUCAUAAUUUCGGUAAUAAUCAACAAUCUUUAACUGAUAACGAGGAUUAUGAAGAGGAAGCGCAGGUCGCUGAAACUGCUCGUCCAAGAAUUGUAAAACCCGGUGAUAAAGAUUUAGAUAAAGAUAAACAACAAGAAGAACAAGAGAUGGCAACUGUAAAAGCAGUAAGAGGUGGUAAAAAACCUCAAUAUGUUUCACCCUAUAGCAUAAAGUACCAAAAGUCAACAGGGGAGGGUAAGACAAAUACAAAAUUAACACCACCCGUCAAUACAAAUUUCUUAAGAAAACGCAAUGGAACGGGUAAUGUCGCAACAACAUCGGGAGCUUCAACAGCCAGUUCUAAUACUAAAUUGGCACAAAAAAAGACAAUUACCAAGGAGACGACAGUGGUAAAGAAAGUUGAAAGUAACACAGCUACGGCUACAACUCCUGCAGCACCAGCAGCCCUAGAACGACAGGGUACCUUUGUUAAAGAUGAACCAUCUUUGGAUUCAUCUAGUGUUCCCGUAGUGGAUACAAGUCCCACUAAAACCAAAAUAUCAAAAUUACCAACAAAACGACAAAACUCCAACACAGCUACUUCGGCCCAUACAUCACCACAAAAGACAGCCAGUACACGAAAGUUGCCAACCUCCGCCUCUGCCCUGCAGGCGACAAACAAACGCAAUUUGGGCUCCAUUAGCAAACCACAAAGAGCAAAUAGUACCGUUAACAUACGUGUUACCACAAAUGCGGCCCGUAUAGCGGUUUUAUCCAAUCGAGUCUCUACCACUACACCACCUUCUCGCAGUAAUUCCUCCUUGAAUUCCGCUAAUGCAGCCGUAACGGCAGCACAAAAUGCUGCCACUAAAAUAAAUCAAGCCCAGUCACGUAUAGCGGGUAUAUGGCGUAAAGUAGAUGAAGCAAAGAAUCGCCAGCCACCCUCGAAAAUAUUAAAGGGUUCACAGUUGAAAGCUACAAAAGCACCACCUCAACCCGGUAAGCUAAUACGCAGUACAACUUUCGAUAAUACUCCUCCUGUGGAGGGAAAACCGGUUAAAUCGGUGCCACAGUUAAAUGGUACUAAAUUGCCAACAAGUGGUGCUAGCAAAAUUGCUGCUAUAACACACAGACAAACAACCAGUGCUGCUAAUCGAAAAUAAUUCCCUUUUUAUAUUGUUUAGUUCAAAUAGAAAUUAAACUGUAGGUGUUGAUUAAGAAUUAUUCAUUUAAUUAAACUGAUUUAGGCUUUUUCAAAAAUGGUCUUCCUUAAAAAAAAAAAACAUUUAAAAUCUGGAG